Molecule: messenger RNA, 1353 nt
Organism: Komagataella phaffii GS115
Lineage: Eukaryota; Fungi; Ascomycota; Pichiomycetes; Pichiales; Pichiaceae
Exons: 1
Coding region: 1-1353 (450 amino acids)
Biological process (GO): thymine catabolic process; L-valine catabolic process
Cellular component (GO): mitochondrion
Molecular function (GO): methylmalonate-semialdehyde dehydrogenase (acylating, NAD+) activity; DNA-binding transcription factor activity, RNA polymerase II-specific; malonate-semialdehyde dehydrogenase (acetylating, [NAD(P)+]) activity
Source: RefSeq, a predicted model, not a curated record
AUGGAUAAGGCACUCAAGAAAGAAGAGGAAUCACGACACCACCACCACACGAUUGAGGAUCAAUUCAUUGACGCCGAUAUCAUCAAUGAGCAAAACAAACAAGAGCAGGAGGAACAAGCGGUAGUGGGGCCUCCGGCAGGCGAUGAUUUUGCCCAAGCAUUCGAUACACACGGUGUGGAACAGGCGGCCUUAGAUCAGCAACAAUACCAACAGUUCCAACAGCAGUACCAGCAGCAACAGGCCCAGGUUCACAUUGACCACCACCAGCCCGGUCAGGACCAAGAUCCUCAGGAUGAAAGUGCCGAGGCAAAGAUCCAGCAUCUUAUACCGAAGUACACAGCAGCUGCCAGUAACGAUUUGUCACACUUAAACAUCGAGUAUCACCAUCAACCGACUGCGGCAAGCCAUCAGCAUGUCCUUCACGGUCAUAGCCAUGUAAACACUAUGAGAGUUCCCAGUCACGUGCAACACUAUGUUAUUCCUGCCACCCCAGGAGGACCUAAGGAUAUUCCAAUUCUACCUGAGGACGAUGAAGCAGUUUUUGUGACGCCAUGGAUCCAAGAGAAGGAAUUCGAUGACGUUACUGAAUUGCGCCAGUUUGUGAAAGAGUUUGCUAAACGUAACGAGUUUGGUAUUGCCAUCGCUCACUCCAACAACAAAGCUAUCUACUUCACUUGUGAAUUGGGUGGCUCCUAUCGAGAGAAGAAGCCAAGAAAAGACUCUUCCAACAAGGAUAUUCCUACCAAGAAAGUGGGGUCCAAGAAAAUCAAGUGCCCUUUCUCGAUGGUCGCCAAUUACUCCAAAAAGCAUAACAAAUGGACUCUCAAAAUAAACCAAGCUAAACAUAAUCAUCCUAAACUUGACCCUCUUACGUCCUUCCCUAUGUUGAGGAAAAGAUCCACACAAGUGAACCAGACUAUCAAAGAUCUUUAUGCAAAUGGUGACAAACCUUCAACCAUUCAUCAAAAAUUACGCGAGAUAUUCCCGGAUCUUUUUCUGAAGCGUGAGGACAUCUACAAUGAGAUUCGUAUUCUCAAGAAGCGGAAGCUAGUUCCUUCAUCAGCCGAAAUAAAAUCAAGGAAAAUCCAGUCUGAUGAGACUUCUGUGCUCAGUAACCCUGAUCUCAUGUCGCAUCACCAGAAUCUCAACACUUGGUCUGGCAUCUCUCCUGACCACCACGAUUUGGAGACUAAUGUCAAACUUGCCGCUUAUGCUCAGGAAGCGGCCAAGAGAGAAGCUGAGGUUGCGGCUGCCCAAGCUGCAGCUGUCAUGAAUGCAACCAAACAAGAUUUAGAAGCAGAUGAGACUAAGAUUGACGAACAUUUGAUCAACAUUGACAGCAGGCUACACUGA